GAGAAAAAGAACAACACAUUAAAAAUCUUCAGGAUCUACUAACAUCAGAAAGAUUUAACUUGUCUGUACUACAACAUACUCUUUCUCUCCGGGACUCGGAAAUAACAGAAUUAAAAAAUGAAAUAACAUUAUCAAAAAUGAAAGAAGAGCAGUGUAUUGAACUGAAAAUGAAUUAUGAAAAGGAUAUUUGCAGACAGUUAGAGAACUUGAGGGCUGAGCUAGAGAAAUGCCACAGAAAAGAGAUUGCAGAAACGAAGCAGAUAUAUGAAGAAGAAAUGAUUUUAAAAUAUAAAAAUGACCUUGAACAGUUAAAAAAAGAACUCUCUGCUCUGAAUUCUGAGGAGCACAUUCAGAAUUUGAACAGCAUAAUAAUCGACUUAAAUAACAGUCUUCAUGAGUCUGAAAUUCAUAAAGAAAAUUUGAGGAAGAAACUUGAAAAUCAGCAGGAAAAAUUCCAGAGAGAGAAGACUGAAAUUGAGGUUCAAUACAAAAUUUUAAUUGAUGUCCUUAAGUCUCGUCUUUCUGAGGCAGAAGAGCAGGUCAAGGAAGCCCAGCAAUAUAAACAAGAAAAACAGUACUUGAAUGAAGAGAUUCAGGAACUGGAUUCAUGCAUCCAGGAAUUACAUAAAAAGCCUCUUUUUGAGGCUGAAAACAGUGCAGAUGCAAGGCAAGAGUACAAUGAAGAGAUUGUCUCCAAUAAAAAUCUAAUGAUCUUGAAGGAAAAAACACCCUUUACCAGAUGUUUCACUCUCUGCAGCUCUGGUACUUGAGGAGAUAAUGAAUAAACCAUGUCACUUUAAAGGUGAAGAAGAGUUUGUUCCUGAAGAACUAGAGUUUCAGUGCGAACUGGGAGUAGACUCAUCAAGAAGUGAAUCAAAAGAAAUAAUGAGUUCAAGGGUCGAAGAAAGCGAAGGUAAUGAAGGAGAUUACCUGUCUGAAGAACAAUUGUCAGAACCUGGGUUUUUCACUGUUGAUGAAGACAUGUUGGCUAAAUAUCUUGUCUCCACAGAAAGACCAGAGCAGUCAUAUGUGUCAGGCAGUUCUGAAGGUUAUGCCAUUGAAGAAGAUAGAUGCAGUAGGUACAGAUUAGACAGUAAUGUGCUUUUAGAACCCAGCAUGGAUUUUAAACCUCCUCAAUUAAACUUUGGCCUUGAUGAAAAAACAUGUCAUAGCAGUUUGGCUCAAGAGACUUUUGAAAAAACUGAGGUGGAAGUAGAGGACUUCAUUUCGUUUUUGUCAGAUGGCUCCCUGCAGCAAAACAAAAUAAGCAACUGUGAUGUUGUAAAGGAUGACGAGAGAGCUUCACACAUCUGUCUACUAAACAAGCUAACCGAACAGCUUCAUGAAAAGGAGUCAGCCUUGGAAAAAUCUCAACAGGAGACCCAAGAAGCUGCUGGAAAAUGGAAAAAAGUGAUAGCUGAGCUCUCUCUUAUGCGUGUGGAACUGAAUAAGGAACGUGAAGCACGGGUCUGUUGUGAAAAGCAACUUCUUCAGAAAACAGAGAAGGAGAAGGAACUUGAAAACAAAAUAAGCCACCUAAUAAAGCAACAGGGUGAGGAUGGAGGCCAACCUUACCAUGCUGUGGAGCCUUUAACACAAACAUCAAAAUCCUCUACCUGGCAACAAAUGCUGAAAGACCUCCAGGAAGAAAGAGAAAUGUUGAUGGCGCAGCUGCGAACUCAGGAGCAAUUAGUGAAAGAAGUACAAGAGCAGAAAACAGCUUCUGAUUCUGUAACAAGUGAAGUACAGUCUCUUUUUGGACGUCAGUUGGCUGUUCUGCAAAGUCAAAGGGAUCAAAUGCAGACCCAGCUUGAUGCUCAGAAGGCUAAAAAUCUGGCAAUAACAGAGCUUCUUGGUCAGAAAGCUGUACUUGAAGAGACAUUGCUAAAAGAACAGGAUCUGCUCAAAGCUGAAAUCAGUAACAGAGAACAAAAUUUAGCACUCUUAUUGAAGGAAAAAACAGUGUUGGGCAAGAGAUUAUCAUCCAUGGAGAAAGAUCUAAUAAAAGCAGAGAAUGCUUUAGCAGCAAAUGCUAGCAUCGUAGUACAUCUUGAGAGAAACAUACGUGAACUUAAUACUGAAGUGCAAAACCUCAAAGAGGUACAGGAGUGUGAAAGAUUGGGAUAUGAGGACAAGUUGAACUUGAAUAAUGCAGAAAUUAAUAAACUUAAUGCUGAAAUAGAGGCAAAAAGUACUGAAUACAAUGUGAAAGAAAGCCAGCUAAUUGAAGAAAUAGCUCAUUUGAAGAAGGUUCAGCUGGAGCUUGAAAAUCACUUGCAGGAGUCCUUUCAGUCUGCACAAGCUGUGCAGGAGGCACAAUCUGAGAUGGUGAAACAUUACAAAGAGGAAAUUGAUAAAAUGGAGUCUCAGCACCUUGUGGAAUUAACUAAAAUAGAAGAAUUAAAUAAUGAAAUAAAAGAUAAAGUUGAAAAGCAGCAGAAGUUGGAGGAAGAAAGAAAAGAACAGCUUGCUUUAAUAAAAAAGGUACAUGAACGAGAGCAUGAACGUGAAAUCUCUGAACUAAUUACUAAGCAUGAAGAAGAAAUGGAGGAGCUCCGUGCCUCACUAAACAGAGAACAGCAACACCGGUUGGAUGAACUUCAGCAGCAAAUGGCAGCCACACACAAAGCAGAGAUUGAGCAAGCCCAGCUCCAAUCACAGACACUGCACAGUCUUGAAUUGGAAGCUUUACGCCUAAGCUUAAAUAAUAUGCACACCUCUCAGCUUGAGCUUACUCAGUCUAACUUGAGAAAAGAAAAGGAAACUGCACUUGUGGAGCUACGGGAGAUGCUCAAUGAUAAGCGUGCUCAGGAAGUAGCAAUUCUGCAAAGCCGCCAUCAGUUGGAGUGGGAGAAGACUAAAGAACAGUGUUUGAAGGAAAAAGAAGACCUGAAGUCAAAGUAUCAGCAAGAAUUAGUUGAUCAGAGAAAGAAAAUAGAAAUGGAAAUGGAAGAGAAACAUAUGCAGAUACUAGAGACUAUCAAAAGAGACUGGGAAUUAGAGUCUGAGAUACGUUUAGAAAACAUGUGCAAAGAGCUCUCUGAAAAACAUCAGACUGAAAUGGCAGAACUGCAGAAAACUCUGGAAAUGGAAUUAGAAAAGGUCAAAGUGGAGCUGGGGCUUCUUUCUCUUGAGAAGGACCAGUCUGAAUUAAAAUGUAUAGAUCUUGAGAAACAACACCAGUUAGCCAUCACAAACUUACGUGAACAGCUGCAGACUGAACAUAACCAACUCCUAGAAGAUAUAAAGAUGAAAAGCCAAGAAAAAGAACAGAAUCUUCAGAAGGAGCUGGAAAAACUUCAUAUCGUGCAUGAAGAAUUCAAGACUCAGUCACAAGAAGAAGUCAGGCAGCUUUGGUCUCAACUUGACAGUACCCGAGCAAAUCGGCAGGAGUUGAAUGAAUUAAGAGAGCAGCUUCUGGCUCGUGCAUCACGGGUGGAAGAAAUAGAGCAUUUAAAACAAGAAUUUGAACAGCAGCGUCAGCAAAGAAAAAGUGAGCAUGAGACUGAAUUAGAACAGUUGAGACUUUACUUUGAACAAAAGUUAAGAGUUGCUGAAGAAAACUACAGAGAAGAAUUGACUUUCUUGCAACAGAGACUGGAAGAACUGAAAGAAUAUUCUUUGUCAGAGGAGGUGGUCAUGAGCCAGGAUCAAGCAGGGGGUAUCAGUUCUGUCACGGUUUUUGGAGAGACUGAUGAGAAAGAGAGAAGAGAUCUUUAUCUUCAUCAGCUAAAUCAACAGGUGGAGCAGCAUAAGGAAGAACUUGCCUGUUUGCAGGUACAACUUAAAGAACAGCACAAACAUGAAUUAGAUUCCUUAAGGUCUUCCCUUGCGCUUCAAUAUGAAGAGGACCUAAUGAAAAUGAAGAAGGAUCUGUCAGGCAAAUAUAUAGUAGAAAUAGAGGAAAUGAAAAGAAAGCAUUGUUUGGAACUUGAGCAGCUCCGUGCUAGGCUUUCAGAUGAACAUAUCAAAGAAAUCACCAAAUUACGCCUACAGAGUGCUCAAGAUGCAGCACGUCAAGUUGAAAUGGAGGUGGCCACACGAGUGUCUGUGCUGGAGGAAGAGCACAAAGUCAAGCUUUCUCUCCUCCACUCUGAGAAACAGCAUAUUGCAGAGCUUUCAGAUGAAAUAAAGUGUUUAAAGGAAGAGAUUGCUAAACAAAAAGAUUUUUCAGUGCAGAAUGAAAAGCAUCUGAAAAAGGAAAUGGAACAGGUAAAAUAUAAAAUUGCUGAGAAUCACAAGAAUGAAUUAAGGGAAGCCAGAGAAGAAAUCCAGAAAAUAGAGACUAUGUACAAAGAAAAAGAGAAUAAAUGGAAACAUGAAAGUGAGGACCAGAGAAUCCAAGCAGAAGAGAAAUUAUCAUUGUUGCGUUUAGAACUGCAAAAUAGAUUGGAAUGUGAGAAAGAGAAUUUGCAAAAGGAAUUUGAAGUUCGUGAAGCAGAAAUGAAUCGGCUCCAAGAUUACCAAGCUGCCAGAAUUGUAGAAUUAGAAAAGUUAGUAAAAGAGCAACAAAACAACUUGCAACAACUGGAGGACAGCCUUGCAAGUGCACAGGCUACACACAAAUCUCAGGAACAAUAUGAGAGUGAUCUGCAGGCAGCCAGAGUGCUCAUGGAAGAAGAAAUGGAAAAGGCCAUGCUUUGUCUGCAGGAAGAAUGUGCACUGAAACUUAUGGAAGCACAAAACAAAUUUAUGGAGGAACACAAAGCUAUGACUCAGAAAUUCACUACUGAGCAAGAGAUUCUUCUCCAAGAGCUGAAGAAGAAACAUGUUGAUGAGCUAGAACUCCAAAGUCAGCAGUUACAGGAAAAGCAUAAGGAGCAAAUUUUGUCUCUUACAACUGAGUUUCAGACAAAGCACCAAGCUGAAAUUGAGAUGCUUAAAUCUACACUAGAAAGUAAACAGCAGAUUCAGAUUGAAGCUUCUGUUGCUGAACUGCAGACAAAACACCAAGCACAAAUUGAUGAACUGGAGGCUAAACACUUAUCAAACCUGGAUUCCUUGGAGUCAUCCUACCUGUCAGAAAUUCAGAAUAUAAGAGAUGAACACAAGCAGGUUCUUGAGAAGCUACAGCUGCAUCACACAGAACAGUUCCGUGAAAAGGACAAAAUGGAUCAAGCACACUUGGCUCAAGAGAUAGAGAUGUUGAAAUUAAAGUAUGCUGAGGAACUUCAGCUUGCACAAAACAAUUUGAAAAUUGAGCUAUCUACUGUGCAUAUGGAAAAACUUAAAAUUAUGGCUAUGGAAGCAGAAGAAUUUCAUAAGAAUGAUUUGAAAACAGCUCUUCAAAAUCAAAGAUGUUUGUUGGAAGAAGAAAAAGAUCUAGCCCUGGAUAUAUUACGUGAGGAAGUAGUGCAUAUGGAAGAAAAACAUAGAAAAGCACUGCAAGAACUUCAGGAUCUUCAUGAGGCAGAAAUCAAGAAACAUAAGGAGGAAUACUCCAGGGAGUUGGAGAAAGAACUGGGGAAACUAAAAGCACAACAUGAACAUGAACAAGAGAUGUAUGCUUCUGCAUCGGCCUCUGAAGUAGAAAAUGUGAGGACAGCUCUUCUGUCUCAGUUUGAGGAGGUAAAAAUGAAGCAACAGCUUCAGUUCCAGGAAGAGAUUGAGCUGCUGAAGUGUCAGUCAGAAGUACUCCUUGAGCAGCAAAUUGCACAGCUGAAGGAGGAAUUUGAAGCUGAAAAAACAGCGUCACUACAUGAGAAGGUGCAGGUGUUAAUUCAGGAGAGGGAGAAGGCACUGGCUGUUUGCCAGAAGGAGAAGGAGACAUUAUCAGCACAGCUACAGGAAAAAGCAGCAAGAAUUAUCCAGCUGGAAAAGGAAGUCGAAUCUUUAAAUCAUAAGAUAGAGGAGACCAACUGUGAGCUGGAGACACUUCUACAGCAGCGGGACAGAGAGAACCAAGAAGGAGGGAAUUUGAUAGUCAUGUUGAGGUCUGAUAUUGAGCAGUCCAAGGAUGAAAGGAAAAAAAUGCAGGAAUCUUAUCAGCAUAUUUUGAAAUUGCUUAUGGAGUUGGUGAAGGCUACAAUAGCUAUUGAGGACCUUAUCUGUAGCAAGAUUGGUCUUUGCCUUGAUGACAGUUUGGCUUCUGGAGAUUCUAGGGAAAGUCACAGUAUUAUGGAAGAAAUGGGAUUUGCACAAUAUUUUAAAGCCAAAGAGAAGCAUCACCUAGAAAAAUUAGAUGAACAGCUUGAUGAAACUCUCACAGAACACAACCAGCUGUCUCCAGUGACUGAAGAGGGGUCUGAGUUGAGUCAAUACUUAUGUGAAAGUGUUUUUGUGAAGCCAGAAAUGGCAUGUGAAAAUGAAGAAAUGAUUAUGAAAAUUAGUCAUCGUUUGCGCACUGCAGUGGAAAAAAUGUUGGAACUUGUUGCAGAAUCAACUGAAGAACUGGAGAAAAGGCAUGAAAUCCAUGCGCAAUUUGAAGAUGAAUUCAGCUGCCAAAAUCAGGAGACUGCUCAGGUGGUUAGUCAGCACCAAGAGCUAAUGGAGUGCCUAACUGAGGAAAGUGAGGCCAAGAAUCAGCUGGCACUAGAACUUCAUAAAGCAGAGGGCAUUAUUGAAGGCUAUGUUGCAGAAAAAGCUGCGUUGGAGGAGGCUUUGAAUCUGAAAGAAGAAUCUGAGCGUCGCCUUGUUGUAGAGCUGGAGAAUAUGCGCGAACGCUUCCAGGAGCUAACCCAGGAGCAGGCAAUUCUUGGUCUACUCAAGGAAGUAGAAUUUUUAGCAAAGGAGAAAUUAGAACUUCAGUGUCAGGCAGAGAAGGACCAUUCCAACUUACGCUCUCAAAUGAAAGUUUUGGAGGUGGAACUGGAAGAACAGCUGCAUAGUAAUCAAGACCUGGCUAAGCAGUUACUGGAGGUUGCUGAAUUAAAACAGCAAAUCCAAGUCCUUGAAAAACAGCUUAAAAAACAGCGGCAAUUCAUGGACGAACAAGCUAUAGAAAGGGAACAUGAACGUGAUGAUUUUCAGCAAGAAAUUCAGAAGCUAGAAGAACAGUUAAAACUUUCAGCAAAAUUGCAGACUUCAGGAGAGCUGAGAAAGUAUGGGAACUAUGAAUUGAUUCUACAGGUAGACUCUCUGCAAGCAGAAAUAAAAGAGAAAAUGGAUGAUUACAAUAAGCUGUUAUUAGAAAAGGAGGAAAAGCAUCAAGAAAUCAUAGCUCGUGAUAAAGAGAUAGAAAAACUGGUGGCACAAGUUCAAGAACUGGAGCAGAGCAGUACUGAAGUCUCGAAGACCGUUAACUACUUGGAACAACAACUACAGAAAAUGAAGAAAGUAGAAACCGAAUUAAAACAGGAUAAAGAAGCAUUGCAACAGCAGCAGUACAAUAACCUUAUUCAGAUCUCUGCCCUACAAUCUAAAUUGGAUGAAGCGAGGCACAGAGUACCCACAGAAGGCACUUCUGACCAAGGGCUGAAGGAACAGUUACAGGCAGAACAGGAAGCACUUGAGAGGAAAGAGGGAGAGAUUGCAAGCUUGUUAGAGCAACUAGAUCAAUAUAAAGAUAAAUUGACCAGUAAAAAUGAGGAGAUAUUGCAGCUGAACUUGCAGCUAGAGGUGCAAAAAAACCUUAGCACCUCCAGCAUCAGCCAGCUUCAGCUAGAGAAUGCGUACUUGAAGGAGGAUCUAACAAAACUUCACGUAAAGCAAAAUCAGGACUUAGGUGUUAGCAAUACCUCAGCUCUGUCAUUCCCGCAAGCACUGCUUAAAGAAAAGAAUCAAGAAAUUGAUCAUUUGAAUGAACAAAUGAAGAGACUCAAGCAAGAGCUAGAGAACACUCUGGAGAAUACGGUUGUGGAAAACCAAAAAUCUGAAAUCGAAGAACUCAGAUCUCUUAUUGAGCACCUUCGUAGUGACCAGGAACGGCUGCGUAAGGACAAAGAUGAAGAGGUAGAGCAACUUCAUGGUGUAAUUGAGAAGCUUCAAAAAGAGUUGGCACAGUUUGGACCAGCAUGCCAUGAAGUUAGUGACAACCAAAGUGAUCUUUAUGAACUUGAAUUGGAAAAAUCAGUGGAAGACCUUCAGAAUGAAUUGAAGGGAUUGACAGAUUGUCAGGGUGAUACUGAUCCGGACAGAAGAAAUGAGUUGCUAGUCACCAAUGUGAGAGAGCUUCAGGAAAAGCUAGAGCUUGUCUCAACUGCUAGAGAAGCUCUGCAGCAGCAACUGGAAGACAAAGAAUCACAGUUAAAAAUGGAAGUGGAAAUUUUAGAGAAAAAAUGCCAAAAUGCACAGGAGUCAUCAAAGCAGCGCUUUGCAGAACUAACCUCUCUAAGAACACAGUACAAUGCACUUCAGGAAGAAUACAGCCUUUUCCAAAAACGUGCAUCUCAGAGAGAGGUUGAAGCAAGAAUUACUACUUCUCGCAUUCAAGAACUUGAAGAAACCCUGAAAGAGAGGGAAGCAAGUAUUCUAGAAAAAGAUACACAGAUGAAGAUAAUGGCAGAUCAAAGAGAAGCUGACAAAAAUGUGUUGCAAUACUUAACAAAACAAGCAGCAGAACUUGAAACUGAGUUGAAAAGGAAAGAUGCAAAUCAGGCUCAAGAUGUUUAUAGUCUUCAGUUAGAAGUUUCUAGACUUGAUUUUCAGGUGCAAACACUGAAUCAGAAAGAUGCAGCUAAUCAGAGAGAAAUCAAUGAACUGCAAGGUAGCACUGCAAAAUUGAAAGAUCAGAUCAAGGCAUACGUGAAAGAGCUUGAAGCCUUACAAUUGGAAAGAGAUGAACUUAUUUCACAGCUGAAGUUGUUCAAGUCAGAGGAGCGAUGUAAUAAUGAAGAGGCUAACUUCCUCAAGGUCUUCUGCCAAGCAGGAAGAAAAGGUGAAGCCCUUAAAAAAGGAACGGAGGAAUUGGAAGGAGUGGAAGCUUAUGUUGAUCAGUCAUUUCCAGUUUUGCUUUCCCCAGCUGAUAUAUUGGAAAAAGAUGAAGUUAUGUUUGACUCCAUGACUCACAACACAAAUAUAAAAUCUCAAAUUAAACAAUCACAGGAAGAUAUCUCAACUCAGGAAAUGGACGUGAUGAACAGCUCUGAAGAGCAGCAAAAUCUGAAAAAGCAUUGCCAACUAACAUUGGAAAAUGAUCAAAGUCCUGAUUCUCCAAAAAACAAUUUGAACAUCUGCUAUACUAAAGAUACUCGGAAAGAUUUCCAGGAUUUCAUUGUGGAUAUGGCUUCAUGGGAUUCACCUGAGAUUGUGAGGAAGGAAGACACAAGCGUGGAACUUGAACCAGUGCUUCAUCUGACACCCUUUUCAGAAGCUGAAAGCACAGAUUUUCAAGUGGUGCACGUUAGGUCAUCCCUUCAAGGAGAUAAUUCUCUUUUGAUGGGAUUUUCUAACCUGUAUGAAAAUGGCAGCGAAGAAGCAGUGGUGGAAGCAGAUGUAAAAUCUCCAGUUUUCUCUGAAAGUACCUAUUCUGUUGACGACGAUGAACACGUUACCGAGAAAAAGAUUUUGCAGAUGAGAGAAGCGGAUAAUCUAACCCCAUCUGAUUUGCAAGAUGACAUAAGAUCAAGAGUAUCUGCCACAGAUGUGAUGAGCAAUGAAUAUGGCAGCAGUACCAGCUCAAAUUUGGCACCUAAACUAAAGCAGGAGCUACAACCAUCAGACCAUCUAGAUGCUAGUUUCAUGGCUUAUGUGCAGUACCAUGGCAUGUUUUCAGAUGUUAUGGAGUCAAUGAGAGAACAGGAAGUACUUUCACCACAGCUGAAGACUGUGCUGAAGAUGGUAUAUGAGGAGAGCUGCAAAAUAUUGGCUUUGUCAGAACAUUCCUUUGGUUUUAAGGAGCAGAAAAAUGUUCUUCAGACCACAGCAAUGAUGGAGGGAUGGCAGAAGGAGGGCUUAGCCUUGUUGGAUGCUAUACAGUCACUGAAAGAUCAUCUUAGCAAGGUGGCAGAUAGAGGAAACAAGGAAUGUUCAGAUAUUGCUGCUGACUGGAGAGCAGAAUUUCUCCAAGCAGUACAGAGUGUGUUUGAGAAGGAGAGAAAUGUGUUGCAAAUUGACUUGAAGUCUCACUUCUCCAAUCCUGGGUGUGGCGAUGAAGUUUCAUUAGCGGAAAGACUAGAGUAUAUCAUGAAACAACAAGAGGAACAAAGGCAGAUGGUUGUAGAACAUCUUUUCUCUUCAGACCGAAAUAGCUUGCUCUCUGAGAUACAGGACCUUCGAGCUCAGCUACGCAUGACACACCUUCAGAACCAGGAGAAGCUGCAGCAGUUACAGGAAACUCUUACAAAUGCAGAAGAUCAUGGGAGCAAACAAGAACACCAGCUUCGGAGGAAAGUUGAAUUGUUAGAAUAUAAACUUCAGCAGGAAAAAUCAAUUGUAAGUGACUUGCAUAGCUCAUUGUCUGAGGAGCAGAAGAGAGUCUCUGAAACAUGUGAACUCUUGAAUCAAGAAAAAGCAGCAGUAUCAGCCCUGAAGUCAGAGCUAUAUGAACAUAAGCAAGAGAAUGAAAGGCUACAAAAAUCCCUAGAAGAGCAUCAGAGGGAAAUAAACAAGUUCCGUUUUGAAUUGGAAAAUAAAGAAAAGGAUUUGACAGCUGCUCUCCAAGAAUUGCAGACCAAACGCCUGACAGAAACAGAGCUGCGAGGCUUGUAUGAGGAACAACAGUUUCAGCAUAAGAAAGCAGAAGAUGAAAAUAAAAAGGCCUUGGAGGAUUUGCAGGCUGCCUUGGAGCUGCAGUCAAUGCAGAAUAGCCAGCUGUCUGUAUCCUUAGAGCAUGAGCAAAUGAUAAAUGAUAAUCUCCGCAAGGAACUUCAGAUAGAACAUUCACGCUGUGAAGCGUUGUUGUCUCAAGAACAGAAAAAAGUGUCAGAGCUACAGAGAAAUUUGGAAGCUGAGAAAAAUCGUUCAUUGGAGCUCUUGAAUUCCUUGAAUCAUGAACGUGUUUUGACAGAACAGUUGAGCAUGAGAGCUAAGGAAGACGCUUCUUGUCAGCACAGGGCAUCAUUGCUGGAACAAGCCUUUAUCCGAGAGCUUCAAGCCAAGCUGGCAGAAGAGAGGUCCCGAACAACAGAGCUUGCUGCUAUUAUUGACGAAACACACCAGAAGGCUGUUCAUUCUAAAAGGCAGCUAGAGGCUGAAGUAUGGAUGUGUUGCAAAGAAACACGGAAGGAGAGAGAGAUUAGUAACAAACUACAAGCUACAAUGGAGUCUCUUCAGAGUCAAAAUCAAGAGGUAAUCCGCUCCCUAGAGGCCCAGAAGGAACGAGAGGCAAAGCUGAAAGCUGAUGGGGAACAAUUGCAAUUAGUCUUUGAGACAGUGCAAGAACAAGAUAACAACGAGAAAGAGCAAAGGCAGCAGCAACAAACAGAAAUGGAAAAAGAGACAGUCAGGCAGAGAGAUCAAGAAAGGCUGCAAAAUUUGGAACUGCAACACAGGAGGGAUGAACAAAAAAUUAAAGAGCUGCAAGGAAUACUGGCAGUAUUAGAGUUAAGAGAAAGUCCUUCGUCUUCCAACAAUCAACGAGAACUGUUGUGUGCUUUAAACAAAGAUCAAAAUGCCAAACAGCCCAUGACAAAAGAAAGUGAAAAAUUGAACUUGCAACAGCAGCAACAACAGCUGGAGAAGAUAAGACAGCAGUUGCUUUUUGUAGCUGCAUGUCUGAAUGAGUUCAUAUAUAAAACAGUAGAUAAAACAGUUAACGAUUGGUCUGCAUCAAAUAAUGAAGCUGUAGCAUCUUUACUGCAGAUGUUAAAGGAACUAAAAUCAGAUUUAUUGUCUCCUCCUGCAUCUCAGAUCAGAUCUACAGAUGAUGCUGAUUCUGUUCAACAACUGGAAAGAGACGCUUGGCAGCAAGAGAGAAGCAUUCUGCAGAAUGCAUUGAAACGGGCAGAGUCUGAACUGGCUAAAGCAACUGUUGAAAUUGAAAACAAACCAGUGGUAGAAACUUCCAGUCCUAAGAUGCAGAAAUUAUAUAGGAAGUACCUAAGAGCAGAGAGCUUUAGAAAGGCUCUAGUUUAUCAGAAGAAAUACCUCUUGCUGCUCCUCGGCGGAUUUCAGGACUGUGAGCAAGCAACCCUGUCUCUAAUAGCACGUAUGGGAAUCUACCCUGCACCUGCAGACCUGCAGCUUUCUGUUUCCCAUUCCCGCCCUUUUACCAAGUUCAGAUGUGCAGUCAGAGCAGUCAUCGCUGUAUCAAGGUUGAAGUUUUUGGUGAAAAAGUGGAACAAACUUUACAGAAAGAGUGCACAGGGUGAAACCAUUCCUCACAGUAUAGGAGGUAAUACAGCCUCUGGUGCUAGAACGGAAAUUCUGAAACAGCAGCUCCUAGCUGUUAAUGUCAGCUCUCCCCCAACCCGGGACACUGGGUUGUGUCACAGAACCAGCUCUGGGAGAUUUUUGAGCCACUCCCCCAGAUCCUCUCACUGGUCACACAACAGAUUGACUCCAUCCACAAGUUCAGCUUCAGAAAAGUCAUUUGUGCCUAUUCAGGAUCCUGAACGAUCACUAACAGAAUAUAUCCAUCGCUUGGAGGUUAUCCAGCAAAGACUAGGAGGUGUGCAACUAGGAAAAGUUCCAGGCCCACCUCGACAGAGAAACAUGAAAAAGUGAUCCAAAUGCUUCUGAAAUCUGAACCGCGAAACCUCCUAGUUACUGGUUCCUUCUGAGUUAUUCCCUAGCAAAUGGAAGCACUUGUCAUCUCUUGUGCAAAUGAAUAAAGGGCAGUGCUUUUGCAUCAGAUUUUUAUAUGACUUUUUAUUAUAUUUUAGUACUUUUAAGAGGAAAUUACUUUUCGCUAAGAACAAUGUUUUACGUUGUCAUAUGGAAUUAAUACUAAGUUAACAGCUGAAGUGUGCUGGCAUCACUAUUGUCAGUUGUCUGUUUAUUUUUCUAUAGUGUAUAGCUGGAUUCUUUGUUUAAAAAAAAGUUAUUAAAAUGGCAUUUUAUUAGUGAA
Cygnus atratus (black swan) is the source of this 12886-nucleotide messenger RNA. RefSeq names its product pericentrin (gene PCNT). Lineage: Eukaryota; Metazoa; Chordata; Aves; Anseriformes; Anatidae. The record is from RefSeq and is a predicted model, not a curated record. Gene Ontology annotation, molecular function: molecular adaptor activity. The coding region runs from base 778 to 12543 and encodes 3921 amino acids. The transcript is spliced from 47 exons. Gene Ontology annotation, biological process: signal transduction.